CAAAGAGCGCUCUGCGGGAAAGAGAGCAUAUACACAGCGAAACCCAUUUGUAGAUACCCAUCGCAGGACAAAGGCAAAGCUCAAACCAGGCACCACCACCACCAGCAGCAGCAGCAGCAGAUAUCUUGGAAUUUUUGUAUAGGAAUUUUGGAGACUAAGAACGAAACACAGAACAGAAUGCAUGCCAGAUUUGCUGAUCCUGAGCCCGCGUCCCCGGACAGCGAUGACCGCAUUGAAACGGAGACUUUGGAGUAUCGCAUCGAGGUGUUCAAACAGAAUCCCAAGAACAUGGCCGCACUGCACGAGAUGCUCGAUGAGGUGGUGCUGCGCGCUGAAACGGAGGCCAAUAAGCGGGCAUUCGAUGGCCAGAAAUCGCAACAGGGCAAGCAGGAGAAGCGUCCGAGUUUCGCCAUACCAGAUUUUAAGAACGGCAAGGUGGUGAACCGUGCACGAGGAUUUGUGGUGCGCAUGUUCGAUGCCAUCUGCAAUUGCGCCAACACCAAUGCGGCUGCAGCCACGACGCGCUUCAAGCUGAGAAGCAACAGCGGUGGUUCAGGAGCGGCAGCAGCAGGCGGUGGAUCAUCUGGUAAUGGUAAGCGUCAGCAAUCCCAGGACGAGCCAGAGACCCUGGCCCUGACCAAGAAGAAGCCAACGGCCGAGGGCAAAAAGAAGAAGGGCGUCAGCAUGGCCGACGAUGUGCAGGCGGGCGUACGACUAAUGGACUAAGCCAAGCAAUAAUCCAAUCUUGGAAUAAAUAUAAUCAAAAAGGCGUGGACCCAAAAGACGAGCGAAGAAGAACCCUUCAUAAGGGUUAUCAAUUAUUGUAUCACAGCCUGAUGACAGUCUAAUCCCCCAACUAUACACCAAAUAUCGUUUAUAUACCUACUACUAAUACUUAUGGGUUAUUCCCAAAAUGAUUUUCAUUGCUCAAAAUCGACAAACGCACAAGCAACAAACUUUGAUUGAUGUCUUCCCCCCCUUGAAGACCAAUAAUCGUAGAAUCGUAUGGGAAAAAGGGAAGGAAAGCUUUAGCUGCUCUCUUUUUACUUAAUCAUUUUUGUGAACCCAAAUGUGAUCCCAAAAGAAACAAGCACAAACCACUUUAGGGGUUAGUUAGGGCCAGAGUUUAGGGUCUGUCGAUAACAUUACAUAUUCUGCACUCUCUGUGGAAACUCUCUUGAAACAAUAACAUUAUCCCACGCACAACACAAUCAAAAUGUAGGCAUUGCAUAAUAAAAGUAAUAAAUAUCAGAAAAAAAAAAAA
Messenger RNA from Drosophila obscura, 1264 nucleotides. RefSeq lists its product as uncharacterized. NCBI's taxonomy places the organism in Eukaryota, Metazoa, Arthropoda, Insecta, Diptera, Drosophilidae. The transcript is spliced from 3 exons. Bases 178 to 726 code for a protein of 182 amino acids. The record is from RefSeq and is a predicted model, not a curated record.